Messenger RNA from Knipowitschia caucasica, 1872 nucleotides. The record is from the annotation of a GenBank genome assembly. Lineage: Eukaryota; Metazoa; Chordata; Actinopteri; Gobiiformes; Gobiidae.
AUGCAGAUUCAAGAAGAAAGUAAAUAUAUGUUGAACUCUCAGAUGUGGAACGAGAUAUCGAAGGGAAAUCUGUCAGGAAAGCAGUGCAUUGCUCUACCCAGUGCUGCCGCCUACAGUGCUCUGGUCGGCUCCACCGUGACCCUCCACUGUCUGUCUGCCAAACUACCCUCGCCGUUGAACUUGACCUCACUGACCGUGGAGUGGAUCAAAGAAGAAGCAGACGGGAAGCCGAAAGCAGUGUAUAGUUUUGAACAUGGCUUCUCUCAACCCCACAGAAAAGGUGCUGAUGUGGACAGGACAGGGAUGCUGCACAGAAACGUCUCUCUCAAGAUCGUCAACAUCAGUGUGUGGGAUGCCGGGCCGUACACCUGCCGGGUCAUCACACCUGUUGUGGACUCAUGCACGGCCCAUCUGGAGGUGAAAGCCCGGCCUGUAGUGAGGCUGGAUAAUAAAGCAUCCAUUGCCCACGGAGAGGAGAAGUUGAUAGUGUGUGAUGUACGUGACUACUUCCCGAGAAAGUUGGCUAUCAGCUGGUUUCUACAAAACGACUCGCACGCUGUUCCCUCGAGGGUCAGCCAUCCCUAUCGAGUUUGUACCGAAAUGGAUAUCCCCAAUGCAGACGGCACAUACAGCAUUCGCAGUGGCAUCACGGCACAAUCCUCUAUGCUGGAGAGCGGCCCAAUCCAACUCAUCUGUCAAGUGGAGCACAAGACCUUUCAGCCUGGCUCCUUCAACAUGUCUGUUACUUUGACUCAAGCUUUGCCUGGACAGCAUAUGACGUUGAUGGCUGGCAUCAGCGUGUCCAGUGUCCUAGUUCUACUGGCUGUUGGAGCAGUGUUACUUUCCCUCCGGUAUUCUAGGAGAAAGGCAAUUUGGAAUGCUCCACCAAAUAUUUCUGAAAUCUGCCAACCCAGCGUCACUUAUGCGAAUGUGGAGGAUGUGCUGAAGUGCAUGAUCAGCGGUGUGGGAGCGGGGGAGUUCCAGGUCCAGUGGUAUCAGCUGACUGGAAUGGGGGACAGUGGAACGGGGGACAGUGGAGACGCUGAGGUGGCUCUGCUGCUGUGGGAGGAUGUAACGGGCAGUUCCCGGCUGAAGUCAGACGGCAGCCACCACACCUCUGUCCUGAGCCUCCGUCUGUCCACGGAGCAGGACGGCAGCAGCUACAGGUGUGUGGUCCAAUGGAACGGUCAGACAUUCACCCGCGAGACAACGGUCCGAGUGAGAGUACAGCCCUCGUUCCUCCAGGUCUCCAGCAUCCCUCAGAUUCCCAAAGUCCAGCGCCUUCUGGUCCUGUGCUGUCGUGUGGAAAACUUUUACCCUUCGAACAUCAACCUGGAGUGGUUCCGGAACGACGGGGAGCCGGUGCCCCCUGCCACCUACUAUGGCCCCUUCUCAGACCACAGCCACCUCUACAGCGUGUGGAGCAAGAUCCAGCUCACCAUGGCAACGGAGGACGAGAGUGCUGUGUACACUUGUCGGGUUUACCACUCAAGUUUCGGCCCCCCUGGGUACAAGGACGCCUUGUACCACAUCAACACUCACGGAACUCCACCCAACGUCAUGUUCAUUGACUGUGAGUCUCAGAGCCCCGAGGAGAACACAUUACACCUGUGCAUUAAAGACUUUUGUCCCAAACACAUUACGGUGACCUGGACAAUGGACGGAGAACCAGUGGACGGCAGCAGUGUCUUUAACACGCCUCCCAGUCUCAACAUAAACGGACUGUACUCCAUGUACAGCUUCCUCAAACUCAGCUCCAAAGGGGAACAGAGGAAUUGUCGCUUCCGCUGCCGCGUGGAGCACAGCGCUCAGAUCCAGCCCGAGGAGCGCUGCUACGCCCUCACAUGGCCAGCUCCGGAAUCAUCAGGGUAA